Messenger RNA from Papaver somniferum (opium poppy), 839 nucleotides. RefSeq names its product ribulose bisphosphate carboxylase small chain 1, chloroplastic-like. NCBI's taxonomy places the organism in Eukaryota, Viridiplantae, Streptophyta, Magnoliopsida, Ranunculales, Papaveraceae. The record is from RefSeq and is a predicted model, not a curated record. The coding region runs from base 46 to 594 and encodes 182 amino acids. The transcript has 3 exons.
UCUUCGCCAAACCUCACACAAGAAAGUAGAGUGAAAAGAAAAAAAAUGGCAUCUUCAAUGAUUUCCUCAGCUGCAGUCGCCUCCGUAAGGAGUGCCGCUCCCGCUCAAGCUAGCAUGGUUGCACCAUUCAGUGGUUUGAAAUCAGUUGCUGCUUUCCCCGUUACCCGCAAAUCAAAUGACAUCACCUCCGUUGCCAGCAACGGUGGAAGAGUUAACUGCAUGCAGGUCUGGCCACCAACUGGUUUGAAGAAGUUUGAGACCCUCUCAUACCUUCCCCCAUUGACCGUCGAGCAAUUAUCAAAGGAAGUCGACUACCUUCUCCGUAAUGGAUGGGUUCCCUGCCUGGAAUUCGACGCCAGAGGAUUCGUGUACCGUGAGCACGGUAACACCCCUGGAUACUAUGAUGGUCGUUACUGGACAAUGUGGAAGCUACCCAUGUUCGGCUGUACCGACGCUUCCCAGGUUGUCAAGGAGCUAGAGGAGGCCAAGGCUGCUUACCCAGACUCAUUCAUCAGAAUCAUCGGAUUCGACAACGUUCGUCAAGUACAAUGUGUUAGUUUCAUCGCAUACAAGCCCGAGAGUACUAGCUACUGAAAAUCUUUGAUGGGUUAGUAGGAGGACGAGCAGUGCACAUUUUAAUCAAGGAAUAAAAUCCAAUUACUUUCUUUGUCUUUUUUUUGUAGUAUCCUCAGUAAUUCGGUUUUAGAGAAUUAUAUUAUUCGUAUCUUUCAUUGGAUUUGAGUGUAUGAGAAACGAUAAUAUUAAUAUCGUCUAAUCCGAUUGUUUUAAUUUGUUCAUUACUGUAAUAAUAAUAAUAUUGUCUAAUCUGAUGGUUGUAA